Psammomys obesus (fat sand rat) is the source of this 5031-nucleotide messenger RNA. It is a transcript of the gene Rxfp3, whose product is annotated as relaxin family peptide receptor 3. Gene Ontology annotation, biological process: immune response; G protein-coupled receptor signaling pathway. Gene Ontology annotation, cellular component: membrane. Gene Ontology annotation, molecular function: G protein-coupled receptor activity. NCBI's taxonomy places the organism in Eukaryota, Metazoa, Chordata, Mammalia, Rodentia, Muridae. The transcript has a single exon. Bases 730 to 2157 code for a protein of 475 amino acids. The record is from RefSeq and is a predicted model, not a curated record.
CGGUGCCAGGGGAUGCUCUUCUUGGAUGGCGCGCGCGGGUUCAGCACCUCGGAAAGCACCCCCUCUCCCUGGAUGGGGAUUACGCAUGCUCUUUGAGUUUCUCCGCCUAGACUUCUGUAGGUGCGACUGUAACUCUGUAAUACUGGUAAUUCUCUAGGAACUCACAACAUCGGACAAGCAGAAAACACCAACAGACCUCCAGGAAGUGAUGGCGUGAAUCAACCUUGAGGCAGCCGGAGCGUGACACGGAUUUUCAGGAUCUGUGUUCCUCUAAAAAGAGAGAAUCUCGUCACGGCAGAAGACAAAAAAAAAAAAAAAAAAAAAAAAAAAAAAAAAAAAAAAAAAAAAAAAGAAAAGAAAAGAAAAAAGAAAAAAGAAAAAGAAAAAGGUAUUGGGAAGAGAAGGGGCCGGAGAACUGUGCUCUCGCGUCUAAGUGACAACUCAGUCUUAUAGUGAGUUGCUGGAGACCCAGUCCUCGCCGGGAGGAGCCUUGAUCCCCAGCCACUUUCCCAGAACUGCCCUCCUCUGCUCUAAACCGGUCAAGAACUGACCCUGAGCUCAGCUAACCAACCCCUGCGCCCAAGGCGUUUCUGGCCGCGGACUCCAGCGCCCAGUUCCCGGGCGCUGUCUUCAGCCGCUUCUUCAAAAGCUCAGGCUUCUGCUCCACGCGCCAGCCUGGGUACCACCUCCGCAGCAAGGGGAGCCUCCGGGGAAGCUGGCCCUCAGAGCAUGACCCAGAGGCACCUGCGCGCACAGGUGGCUUCUGCAGCCACCGCAGCCACCAUGAGCAAGGCGGCGGCGGGCGAUGAGCUCUCAGAAUUCUUCGGGCUCAUCCCAGACUCGCUGGAGACUGCCAACGGGAGCGGCAACGCGUCGCGGCAGCUUCCGGGUUCGUGGUUGGGGCUGGGGCUGGAGUUGCCAGACGGUGCGGCGCCCGGGCAUCCUCCGGGCAGCGGCGGGCCAGAGGGCGCGGACACUGAGGCCAGAGUACGCAUCCUCAUCAGCGCGGUCUACUGGGUGGUGUGUGCGCUGGGACUGGCUGGCAACCUACUGGUUCUCUACCUGAUGAAGAGCAAGCAGGGCUGGCGCAAAUCCUCCAUCAACCUGUUUGUCACUAACCUGGCGCUGACUGACUUUCAGUUCGUGCUCACUCUGCCCUUCUGGGCGGUGGAGAACGCACUUGACUUCAAGUGGCCCUUCGGCAAGGCCAUGUGUAAGAUCGUGUCCAUGGUGACUUCCAUGAACAUGUACGCCAGCGUCUUCUUUCUCACCGCUAUGAGCGUGGCGCGCUACCACUCGGUGGCCUCGGCUCUUAAGAGCCAUCGGACCCGAGGGCACGGCCCUGGAGACUGCUGCGGCCAGAGCCUGAGGGACAGCUGCUGCUUCUCAGCCAAGGUGCUGUGUGGGUUGAUCUGGGCUUCUGCCGCGCUGGCCUCGCUGCCCAGUGCCAUUUUCUCUACCACCAUCAGGGUGAUGGGAGAGGAGCUGUGCCUCGUGCACUUCCCGGACAAGCUGCUGGGUUGGGACAGGCAGUUCUGGCUGGGUUUGUACCACCUGCAGAAGGUGCUUCUGGGCUUCCUGGUGCCACUGAGCAUCAUCAGUCUGUGUUACCUGCUGCUGGUGCGCUUCAUCUCCGACCGCCGCAUAGUGGAUGGAGGGACAGCAGCAGCAACUGCGGGAGGCCUGAGUGCAGCCAGCGCUAGGAGAAGGUCCAAGGUCACCAAGUCGGUGACCAUUGUGGUCCUCUCUUUCUUUCUGUGUUGGCUGCCCAACCAGGCGCUCACCACCUGGAGCAUCCUCAUCAAGUUCAACGCCGUGCCCUUCAGCCAGGAGUACUUCCUGUGCCAGGUGUACGCCUUCCCAAUAAGCGUGUGCCUGGCGCACUCCAACAGUUGCCUCAACCCGAUCCUCUACUGCUUAGUGCGCCGGGAGUUCCGAAAGGCUCUCAAGAACCUGCUGUGGCGCAUAGCGUCGCCUUCGGUCACCAGCAUGCGCCCCUUCACCGCCACCACCAAGCCAGAGCCUGAGGAUCACGGGCUGCAGGCCCUGGCGCCGCUUAACGCUGCAGCAGAACCAGACCUGCUCUACUACCCGCCCGGGGUGGUGGUCUACAGCGGGGGUCGCUACGACCUGCUGCCCAGCAGCUCAGCCUACUGACACCUGCCAAGCCUCUAGAAGACCCAAGGAGAAGGCGAAGGGAGAGCAAGUUUGGAGGCUGGAGGAGCAGAGUGGAGAAAUAGGUAGGAAAGGCUUGCUGGAAAGAGCAUUGUAAAAGGGCCAGAGGAUGGUCUCUGCAGAAACCAGGUUAAGAGGGGAAUAUCUGCAACAGGAGAGAGCCAGCAGCCUCAGCUCCUGCUCCCCACUCUCUAUUCCGCGUCUUCUACUCCAAGCCCCGCUCUCCCUGUCUCCAGCCGCCAUGUGCGCGCGCGGAACACCAUGGGACACCCGGAAGCUAGGAAAGGCACUGAGAAGCAGAGGGGAUGAACCGUGUAGGAGUUGGGCUGAGCCAAAUGAUGUCCAAUCACGAGAUCAUUAGGCCCAGCGACUUUUAUGAGGAACUUUAUGCAGCCUCAAGCAGAAUCCAGCCAGGAGAGUUGCCCACAAAGCCUUUCUUAGGCGCUCUGAGCUGUGAAGACUGUCCCAAGCAAUGAUCUAACUUGCUGUAACCACCUGGGAAAGAAAACGAGAGCUGGAACUCUGGUAUCCUUUAUAAUCCUGGGCAGUGCUAAGGAGCAAAAGCUGAGCCUCUGCUGUACCCCUGAGUUCAAAUGUCACCUGCAGUCUCUAGGAAGUGGCAUGAGAUGCAAGAGAGAACACCGUGAUUUGAGGAGGUGAAAUAGAGAAAACUUUUAAAGAUGCAGCCCCUAAAGGAAAGGGGGUGGAGUGGGGGACUGGUUAAGUGAGCCAGAAGUGUAGUCUUUCCUCUGGAAGCCUGGGCGCCCAGAAUCUCCUCAGGACAGUCUGGAUACCUGACAGGCUGGUCUGUUCAGGCAACGAGGUAGCAGAGCACCCUGAAAAGCUCUGCUGAGAGUGGGGGCGCUUCAGCAGCACCCCCUUACUCUCUGGAGUAGGCUGACGGGGAUGAGAAGAGGUGGCUCGGUGUUAUUUGGGCUGUAGGAGCGCAGGAAAUGCUCGCUGUUAUGUAGGAUCUGGAGAUCGAUCUUUCAAAGUGGAAAUGAGGAUUCAAAUAAAAUCUGUCCUAAGGGGAAAGGAAGAGGCUGUUCUCAUGGGCAUCACCAAAAUAUUAUGAGAAAAGUUAUGUAACUAACAGAAGAAGGUGAGACUCAGCAUUUGAAUAGGUCACCCACCAUAACCAAGUUCCAGGGACUCCUGGAUGUUUUGCUCGUGGGGUAAGCAGGGCAGAGGCAGGACAGCCUCUGAAAAGUGAGUGCCCUCCUCAUGACAGCUCAGUUCUAGUGACAGUCUGAGAUCUUCAGGUCUUGCAGACUCCUUGAGACCGUUCUGAUAACUGAGAUGAAAUGUUAGCCUACCUGACUGCAGUCCUCUUUGGCUUGGUCUUGGGUUAAGAGGCUGGUAAAGCAGGCACCUCACGUUGCUGGUGUGGUCACUUUAACACAAUAAGGAACCAUUAGAAAAACAACUCUGCUUAAACAGCCUCCUGAACUAUAGGGCUGUUGGGAAUUUUGUCAAAGCUGUACUGUACUGUGUGAGACUUAAAGACACCCCUGUCGUCAAAGCCAUGUUGUGUGUAACACUGUUAUGGAUACUCAGAUGUCUUGCCGAAAAACGAACAAACCCUGAGGCUUUGUUUCAAAGCAGUCAUAUUAGUUCUCUGCUGCCCUUUAGCAUCCUUGAUACUGGUAUUGCCUAGCAACUAGACCAACAAAUAUUGGAAUGUGAGCCCCUAAUGCUCAUAGAGGGAUAGUUUUAUGUCAAUUUGACACAAGCUAAAGCUAUCUGAAAGGAGAAUCUCAAUUAAGAAAAUGCCUCCAUAAGAUCCAGCUGCAGGGCAUUUUUUUAAUUAGUGAUUGAUUUGGGAGGGCCUAGCCCAUCCUUCACAGGUGAGGCCGACUCUGGGAUGGUGGUCCUGGGUUCUACAAGAAAGCAGGCUGAGCAAACCAUGGGGGAAGCAAGCCAGUAAGCAGCAACCCCCCCCCCCAUGACCUCUGCAUUAGCCCCUUUAUUCAUGUUUCCACCCAGUUUGAGUCCCCAUUCUGGCUUCCUUUAUUAAUGGACUGUAAUGCAGAGGCAGGAGUCAAAUAAAGCCUUUCAUUUCCAAUUUGCCUUUUGGCUCAUGGUGUUUUGUCACAAUAGAAACAUGCUCCAAUGUACAAAAUAAAGAAAAGGGUCCACCUAAGAGGAAACAGACUAUACCAUAUCCAUGUCCAGCAUUGGUAUUAGACUGGGAGAUUAGAGUCACUUACUAUUUCAGUUUUGACAGUACCAUUAUUUGACAAUAACUCAGAUUCAGCACACUUAAGAAAAGGUUACGGACAUAUGUGUUUCUGCUGCAGGCAUUACAGAUAGAUACUGGGCUGGGACCAGGUCUUCAAGUAAAUCUCUGCAAAAUGAGUCGCUUUGUCCAAAUUCUAAGAGGGCUUCAGAGAACACCAGAGAGAGAGAGAGAGAGAGAGAGAGAGAGAAAGAUAAAAAACUAUGGAUUCAGUCUACUCAAAGACAGAACAACAGGAGAUGGUCAAGCAGCCCUCUGUGUGCCUGUGUUCAGGGUAUAAUCCAGACACAGUCCAGAUUUCACAGGACAAACAGCCGGAUCCCCAAGCGAGACAAAGCAGAGAACAAUGCUUUGGUUGUCACAGUGAGGCUACAAUAAAAGAGAGGGCAUGGGGAUCCAGGGGGUGGUGUGAGGACAGAUUCUGCUGAGGGGUCCUGUUUUGGUCAAGACAGUCUAGAGAAUAUAGAUGCAGUGUUGACCAAUGAUGCUGAUGGGGAAAAGGGAAAGCAGAUAGAUUAGGGAAGCUGGAAGCUAACAGUGUACCUUCCGUUUAUCCCUCAGGCGUUCCCUGUAUUUCUACUAAAGAUGUUUACAUCUCUAUGUUAAUUUUAUUUGUC